Pollicipes pollicipes is the source of this 1512-nucleotide messenger RNA. RefSeq names its product putative glutamate--tRNA ligase, mitochondrial. The record is from RefSeq and is a predicted model, not a curated record. Gene Ontology annotation, cellular component: mitochondrion. The transcript has 9 exons. The coding region runs from base 1 to 1512 and encodes 503 amino acids. NCBI's taxonomy places the organism in Eukaryota, Metazoa, Arthropoda, Thecostraca, Pollicipedomorpha, Pollicipedidae. Gene Ontology annotation, biological process: glutamyl-tRNA aminoacylation. Gene Ontology annotation, molecular function: tRNA binding; zinc ion binding; glutamate-tRNA ligase activity.
AUGCCGAAUUGCCUGUCAGUGCAGCUGGUCACUUCUGGAUUGUCCCAGCUGGCCGUGAGGUAUUUGAGAACUAGUGCAAUAUGCCAGAAUGUCCGCACAAGAUUUGCACCGAGUCCAACAGGUGACCUGCACCUAGGCAGUCUGCGCUCAGCACUCUACAACUAUCUGUUCGCCCGUUCACACGGGGGAACGUUCGUGCUGCGCAUUGAGGACACGGACCGAAGCCGCACCGUGCCUGGCGCUACAGAUCGGCUCCUGAGCACCCUGCAAACGAUGGGUCUGUGCCCGGACGAAGGGCCGUCGGUGGGCGGCGCGCGCGGCCCGUACGUGCAGUCGGAGCGGACGGCGCUGUAUCAAGAGCACGCGGAGCAGCUGGUGGCCAGUGGCGCCGCGUACCGCUGCUUCUGCAGCCGGGGCCGACUGGACCUGCUGCGCCGCAAGGCCGUCAGUCGCGCUGAGAAGCCGCGCUACGACAACCGCUGCCGCCACCUGACCGACGACAAGCGGCGCCACCUGCUGGAGCGCGGCGUUAAGCACGUGGUCAGGCUGAAGCUGGAGGACACGGCGGCGCCAUUUCCGGACCUGGUGUACGGUCCGGUGGCGUUCGACGUGGCCGCCCAGGAGGGCGACCCCGUGCUGCUGAAGGCCGACGGCUUUCCCACCUACCACCUGGCCAGCGUCGUGGACGACCGGAUGAUGGGGGUGACGCACGUGUUGCGCGGUGUCGAGUGGCAAGUGUCCACGUCCAAACACCUAGUGUUGUACAGGGCGUUCGGCUGGGAGCCGCCUCAGUUCGCCCACCUGCCGCUCAUCACCAACCCGGACGGCACCAAACUGAGCAAGCGGCACUCGGACGUCAGCGUGGAGAGCCACCUGGCGCGCGGCUUCCAGCCGGAGGCGCUGCUCAACUACGUGUGCCUGACCGGCGGCGGCUUCCGCCAGCUGGAGCAGACUGCGCUCACGGACCUCACGCAUCUCAUCGAACAGUUCGACCUGAGCCGGGUACACACCAACUCGUGUCGGCUGGACCCGCACCGGCUGCACCAUCUGAACCAGCUGGCUCUGCGCCGCCGAUUCUCCAGUCCAGGACCGAGAGCCGAGCUGUUCGAAACUGUACGGCAGCUGGUCACCGGGAGGUUCAAAGACAGCGACCACGCCGUGUCGCAGCGCGUGCUCGAGGACCAGUACGUGGAGAAGGUGUUGGCAUGGGCGCUGGAGGAGGGGCGUGUGACCACGCUGCAGGAGCUGGUGGGCCGUGACCUGGCAUACCUGUGGGCUGUGCCCGGCUGCCUGCCCGUCGGCCGGCUACCGGCAGUGGCCGAUCCAGGCGGCGCGCUGCGGCUGACGGCAGCCGAGCUGGCUGCGUGGCCGGAGGAGGACCUCACCAGAGAGCGGCUGGUGCCGCUGCUGCGCGCCGUCUCCGAGCGCAGCCAGGUCAAGUUCGGCGCGCUGAUGAGGUUGCUGCGGCUGGCCCUCAGCGGCGUCGAGGAGGGUCCUGGGUCGCGGAGAUGA